This is a messenger RNA of Diplodia corticola, 2763 nucleotides long. Its product is annotated as glycosyltransferase family 39 protein. The transcript is spliced from 5 exons. The record is from RefSeq and is a predicted model, not a curated record. Bases 1 to 2763 code for a protein of 920 amino acids. Gene Ontology annotation, cellular component: membrane; endoplasmic reticulum. Gene Ontology annotation, molecular function: dolichyl-phosphate-mannose-protein mannosyltransferase activity. Lineage: Eukaryota; Fungi; Ascomycota; Dothideomycetes; Botryosphaeriales; Botryosphaeriaceae. Gene Ontology annotation, biological process: protein O-linked glycosylation via mannose.
AUGGGCUCGGAAAAGACGCUGCUCGAGCAGCAACCCCCGCCGCGCGGCGGUCGGGGCAAGUCUCCUGCGCGAUCCAAAAAUCAGAAAUCUCCCGUCCGCGGCUACACCUCCGAGGGCGUGAAGGACAAUGACAUUUCCAAGCUGCCCGGUUCCGACUGGCAGCUGCUCGGUCUGCUCACGCUGGUCGCCGCUGGCGUGCGCUUGUUCCGCAUCUACCAGCCUGGCAGCGUUGUCUUCGACGAGGUCCACUUCGGUGGUUUCGCCUCAAAGUACAUCAAGGGCAAAUUCUUCAUGGAUGUCCACCCGCCGCUUGCGAAGCUGCUCAUCACCCUUGCUGGAUGGCUGGCCGGCUUCGACGGCGAGUUCGAUUUCAAGGAUAUUGGCAAGGACUACAUCGAGCCCAAGGUUCCAUACGUGGCUAUGCGUCUGCUUCCUGCGAUUCUGGGAGUUAUGACCAUCCCCACCAUGUUCCUGACUCUCAAGGCUUAUGGCGCCCAAACCAAUAUUGCCGCUCUCGGCGCCGGCCUGCUCAUCUUCGAGAACGGUUUUGUCACCCAGUCCCGCCUUAUCCUCCUGGAUUCUCCUCUGGUCAUCUUCACCGCUUUCACCGCGCUCAGCUGGACUCUCUUUACGAAUCAGCACGAACAAGGCCCUUCCAAGGCAUUCAAGCCCGCCUGGUGGACGUAUCUUGUCCUCACUGGUCUGGGCUUGGGAGCUACCGCCAGCGUGAAGUGGGUUGGCCUGUUCACAAUUGCGUGGGUGGGAAGCUUGACCCUUCUUCAGCUGUGGGUUCUUCUCGGUGACGCGAAGAAUGUUACUCCGCGCCUCUGGUUCAAGCACUUCUUUGCCCGCUUCUUUUGCCUUGUGAUCAUCCCCAUUGGCUUCUACGUUGGAAUGUUCGCCAUCCACUUCCUCUGCUUGGUCAACCCCGGUGAGGGCGACGGCUUCAUGUCCUCGGAAUUCCAGGCUACUCUGAACAACAAGGGUAUGGCCGACGUCGCUGCCGAUGUAGCGUUCGGUAGCAGGAUCAGCCUCCGCCACCACGCCACUCAAGGCGGUUACCUGCACUCUCACGCGCACAUGUACCCCACUGGCAGCAACCAGCAGCAGAUUACCCUCUACCCCCACAAGGAUGAGAACAACAUCUGGCUGCUUGAGAACCAGACCCAGCCUGUGCUUCCUGACAACACUACCAUUCCCGGCCCCGGUGCUUGGGACGCCCUGGACCCCAACUGGAUCGAAGAUGGUGCUGUCCUCAAGCUUUACCACAUCACCACUGACCGCCGUCUCCACUCCCAUGAUGUUCGUCCCCCGGUGAGCGAGGCUGAUUGGCAAAACGAGGUCUCCGCGUAUGGUUACGAAGGCUUCGAAGGUGAUGCCAACGAUUUGUUCAAGGUUGAAAUCGUUCCCUGGUUGUCUGAAGGCGAGAAGGCCAAGAAGCGGGUUCGCACGAUUCAGACCAAAUUCAAGCUUGUCCACAUCAUGACGGGCUGCACUCUUUUCUCGCACAAGGUCAAGCUUCCAGACUGGGGAUACGAGCAGCAGGAGGUUACCUGUGCCCGAGGCGGUACUCUCCCCAACAGCAUCUGGUACAUCGAGUCGAACGACCACCCCAAGCUCGGACCCGACGCCGAGAAGGUCAAUUACAGGAACCCCGGCUUCUUUGGCAAGUUCUGGGAGCUUCAGAAGGUCAUGUGGAGAACGAAUGCCGGCCUCACCGAAUCCCAUGCGUGGGACUCUCGUCCUCCGUCUUGGCCCAUCCUCAAGCGUGGUAUCAACUUCUGGGGCCAAAACCACCGUCAGAUCUACCUCAUCGGCAACCCUCUCAUCUGGUGGUCUUCGACGGUCGCCGUUCUUGCUUACGUGGUCGUCAAGGCUCUCGCGGUUGUUCGCUGGCAGCGUGGAUUCAAGGACUACAGCAACGUCACUUUCAAGCGUUUUGACUAUGAAGUUGGCAUGACCCUUCUCGGAUGGUUCUUCCACUACUUCCCCUUCUACCUCAUGCAGCGCCAGCUGUUCCUGCACCACUACUUCCCUGCCCUGUACUUUGCUAUCAUGGCUCUCUGCCAGAUCUACGACUUUGCUGUGAACCGCUUCUCUAGCCUCGGCCUGAAGCAGCGUCCUGUCAUUGGGCAAACCGGCGCCAUCCUUUUCCUCGCGGCCUCCAUCACCGUGUUCACCCUGUAUGCACCGCUCACGUACGGCAAUGCCUGGACGCAGGAUCAGUGCAAGGCUGUCAAGCUGUUCGACAAGUGGGAUUGGGACUGCAACACCUUCCACACUUCGUAUGAUCAGUAUGGACCUUUGUGGGUCCCGAAGGCGUCCAGCACCCCUGUCGCCGAGGUGCCGGCGGGUCAAAAGGAGCAGCCAAAGGAGCAGAAGGUUACGCCGCAGGCGGAUGACGGCAACGUUCUCGAUCGCGAGGAGAAGGUUGAGUACCGCGACGAGGCAGGCAACAUCCUCAAUGAGGAACAAGUCAAGGCUCUCGAGGGCAAGGUCAGCUUCAAGACGCGCUACGAGACACGGACGCGGAUGGUGGACGCAGCGGGCAACGAGAUGGAGGGCGAGGGCGUUGCGCCGCCUCACCCUGACUACGAGGGCCAGAACCCCGAGACGGCGGAGAAGGGCGAAGACGAGGCCAGCGCUCAGCCGCCGGAGGUUUCGGCCAGCGAGGACGAAGUCAAGGAGGCGAGUGCCGAGGAUAAGGAGAAGAAGAGCGCACCCAAGCCUGCAAGCGAGGCGAAGGAGGCAACCAAGCAGUAA